UGAGAAUCCGAAACAAGAACUGGUGAGAGGUUGUCCUGCUCCACUUCACAGUUUUAUAAUAACAGGACACACAUUUAUACAACACUUUAUUCAAAAGGAAGAGCCGCAUUACACUAGGUCAUUACGCUAUUUCUGCGUCAUUGCAUAUUUGCCUUUCAGUUUCGGUUUUUAAUCUGAUCGAGUGUUUACGUGCACUCUCAAUCGUAUUAGAACAGGAAUAAACCACCCUCGUCAGUCCGAUUGAAAUUCUAUUCCGAUCGAGAUCAAUCGGAUCGAUUAAGGUGUCUACAUGAAGGCACUUCGGUCCGAUUGCGCCGUCAGUCCGAUUACAAAUGGAUUAUUUGUUUUCAUGUAAACGUAGCAGUGACACGCUUACCUCCUGGAGAGUGUUCUUCACUUGACUGGAUGUUGUGAAAGGGAUUUCUUUAUCAUGGAGAGGAUCCUCCAAUCAUCCACUACUGUCGUCCUGGGUGACUGUCCAGGCCUUUUUAUGUUGCUGAGCUCACCACUGUUUUCUUAUUUGUUUGUUUGUUUGUUUAUUCUCAGAAUGUACCAAACUGUUGAUUUGGCCACUCCGAAUGUUUCUGCUUUGAUGGAUUUCUUUUGUUUAUGAACCCUAACAACUGUUUUACUUGCAUGCAGAGCUUAUUAAAGAGGUGUAAUUCUUUAUUAUUACUGUGCUUAUUCUUACAGUGUUUAUGGCCUUACAUUCUAAAGGUGAUAAGAAAUGCUGUCAUGAAAUUAUGUGAUCAUGUGUCACACCAAAUGAUAAUGGAUGUGCAAUUGCCCAAAAAUGAUGAUUUCCCAGAUUUAAAUGGUAUUAGACCAUGGGUGACUAAGCCCCCAAGAUUUAGUACUAGUUAAAGUUCAACUGAUCCUCUAACUACUAGGAAGAUGCUUUGCAUUAAAUACUUAAUCAGCCCUAGUCUGAGGGGGAAUAGACAGAUACCCUAAAAGGAGACACGUGUUGAGUAUGCAUUAUGAUUGGAUGAUAUAGAAACAUCCUGGUCUGAUUAAGAUAUAAAUACUUAGUUGAAGUGUUCUUCUUUGUCACACACUCUGCAGAUGCUCUGUAUGAUUGUCUGACCGUCUUGCAAGAAUAAACCCUAUUUUUCCUAUUCUACAAUACUCUCAUAAUAAGAGUUGGAAACAUUUUUCCAUAACAAGGAGAACGGCUCAGACUGGAGUUCUCAUGGCGUCUCUCCAUACAUUGCUGAUUCUGUGCGUAUGCACCACAGCGCUGUGUUUGCCAAAAUCUUCACUCAUAGAGAUUGACGUGGAUGAUGGAAAAGACUGGGAUAUUUUUGAUAUAAAUCAAGCGGCAGGACUUCACCUGGUGGAAGGAGAUAUUCUGAUACAGGAGGGAGAAGACAGAAACACUAUUCUGGAUGAAAAGUAUCGUUGGCCGACCAGUGUGCCGUACGUCCUUGACAGCAGCCUUGAAAUCAAUGCCAAAGGUGUGAUACUGAAAGCAUUUGAGGAAUUCAGACUCAAGACCUGUAUUGACUUCAAACCCCGAUGUAGAGAGAGAAACUACAUUUUCAUAUUUAAAGACAAAGGAAUCCCUCCAGGCUCACACUGGUCUCACCAGCCACAGUCACUCGUUCCCAAUCACCAGCCUUCUAAUUGGACUCCCCUGAUACCACUUACCUGCACACAUAUAAGCACAUGCACUCCACUCAGUCAGCAGCUGGUCUCGAGGUCUCAACGUUGGGAUUACCUGCCUGUCUCUACUUACCUUCCUGGACGGAUCGAUGCAAGGAUUUAUGGAAACGAACUUAAAAAGAUUAUUUGAGAGAUAAGACUUUGAGUUUACAUCAAAUAAACAUUGUGAUCAAAACUAACCACGUCUUUGCCUUUCUCAACUGUGACAGAAGACCAGCCCAAACGAAAGAGGAUUUACUUCCACAGAUUAGAGUUCAUAAUGACCGGAAUCAUUACUAAGCGGUAGUGGGCUGAGGAUCGGCUGUGCAAUCUACGU
Molecule: messenger RNA, 1981 nt
Organism: Labeo rohita (rohu)
Lineage: Eukaryota; Metazoa; Chordata; Actinopteri; Cypriniformes; Cyprinidae
Product: hatching enzyme 1.2-like
Exons: 8
Coding region: 1193-1795 (200 amino acids)
Biological process (GO): proteolysis
Molecular function (GO): metalloendopeptidase activity
Source: RefSeq, a predicted model, not a curated record